This is a messenger RNA of Ictalurus punctatus (channel catfish), 1503 nucleotides long. RefSeq names its product heat shock factor protein 5-like. The coding region runs from base 128 to 442 and encodes 104 amino acids. The transcript has 4 exons. The record is from RefSeq and is a predicted model, not a curated record. NCBI's taxonomy places the organism in Eukaryota, Metazoa, Chordata, Actinopteri, Siluriformes, Ictaluridae.
CUCCCAAAUAUUUGUAGUGGGCCAUGGUGAUCCUUCUCCAGUUACUUUAAAUACUAACAACGUUGUGCCGGUCCCUGUGUCCCACCACUUCCCAGUGGACUCGCCGAGUGCACCUCCCUCCAGCGUCAUGCACAUGCAGCAGGGCGUCAUGCCUCAUCACUCACAGUACGGGUUUUACACACCAGUGUAUCAGUGCUGUAGCCCAGACUUCUUGGAUUCAAAAGUGCCAUGCUUUCAACAACCAGCUGCUUCCUACUCUCCUUGUGGCUAUUACCCUGACUACUCAGUUGGAUACGCUCAUCCGAUCGAUCAGGAUCCAUACUGGAAAGCAGGUGAUGUUCCAGAGUCCGGGACGAGCGACCUGGAGAAAGAGAACCUGGACACUAUAUUCAAACUGGUGGAAGAAAUGCAGGCUGAUGCUGAUGCCCGGAAGUUGCCGUAGCGACCAGUCACCUGAUAAGACAGCUUGACUAGGGAGUGCAUUUUAUUUUAAAAUAAAUAUGUAAUGACAGGAAACGUUGCCUUUAAUCCUUUUCCUGACGCUGGUUCACAUGACGCUUUCCAGGUGUAUUCCUUUGAUACGAUAUAACAGAAAAUAGGUAGCAAAUGAUCCGUAAUGAUCAGUACAUUUCACCAUUUUUUUCAGUAUUCUAUUGGCACAUCAUUUUUUCUUAAAAACAAACUUUUUUUUUCUUAAAUGAAGCAAAUGCAAUAAACAAUGUACAACUUGAAAAUGAUUAAAAUGUCUAGAAAUAGGUUUAUAAAUCUUAUUUAUUACUUACUAUUGGCAACAGUUUUGUACAAGGUGACCUAGAAACAGGGUGUAAAACAAUCCAAACACAGAGCUGUUAAAACUGUGAUAAAGGCAACCGGUAGAAAAAGGCAAUAUUACAAGCUUUUCUUCUCAUGUCCAGGUUCUCAUGCCUUGGUGUUUCACACCGACACGGUGUGUCCAGCAUGAUUCCCUACACGAAUAUUGCUCACAAUGAAUGAAUCAACACCUUCUGACCAAUCAGAUUCAAGAAAACAACAGUGUUGCAGGAUAAUAUGUGAUCAUACAUAUUCGAGAUCAGGAAAUCUCCAAUGUGAGAUACAUUUUUGAAUUAGAAUCCAAAUAUCAUUGGAUUUUAUAUGAUAUAACCAAAAUAGGUAGCAAAUGAUCAUAAUCAGUACAUUUAUUACUAAAGGUUUAUUAUUAUUAUUAUUAUUAUUAUUAUUAUUAUUGUUAAAGGUAUUCUAUUGGCAGAUAAUUUUGCUUAAAAACAUUUAUUUCUUCAUUUAUUUCUUCAAAUGUUCAGCAGAAAUGUACAGCAGAAAUGUUCAGUUCAGCAGAAAUGUUCAGCAGAAAUGUUCAGUUCAGCAGAAAUGUUCAGCAGAAAUGUUUGGUUCAGCAGAAAUGUUUAGUUCAGCAGAAAUGUACAGCAGAAAUGUUUAGUUCAGCAGAAAUGUUCAACAGAAAUGUACAGCAGAAAUGUUCAAUAAAAAUGAAACUGGAAAAAAAAC